CCGUGUUCGUGAGCACCGUGUCCAUGCGCCCCGUGUCCGUGUCUCUGAGCGCUGUGUCCGUGAACGCCGUCGGCGCCGUGUCCAUGAGCGCCAUAUUCAUGAACGCCGUGUCCGUGACCGCCAUGUUCAUGAGCGCCAUGUCCAUGGGCUCCGUGUCUGUGAGCAGCGUGUUCAUGGACGCCGUGUCCUUGAGCGCCAUGUCCAAGGAGGUCGUGCCCAUGAGCGACGUGUCCAUUGGCGCCGUGUCCGUGAAGGCCGUGUCCUUGGGCUCCAUGACCAUGAAUGUCAUGCCCAUGGACGCUGUGGACGUGAGUGCUGUGUCUGUGAUGGCCUUGUGCAUGAUUGGUAUGCCCAUGAAUGUCGUGAUGGUCAACAUCGUGUCCGUGACCAUGAUGACCGUGCCCAUUGGCUUGGUGCCCAUGAUGGCCCUGAAUAUGGGCACCAUGACCGUGAGCAUCAUGUCCAUGGCCAUGUCGAUGAGUAUGGUGUUCGUGUUCGAGAUGGGCAUCAUGAUCAUGUCGAUGAGGCCUAUAAUGAUGAGCGUAUUGGAUGGAACCAUCAGGUCCUACAACUGUACCAGUUUGGGCAUCGACAUAACCACCAUUAUCUCCAAGUAUAAGUCCUUCUGGAGAUUUGAUGACAGCCCCAUUCGGGCCAUGGUUGACAUGUGGGUGACCGUCUCCGAAAUCAAUGUGGGAGAUCUCGUGGUGUCCAUGAUGAUGUUCAUUAACGUGAGCACCAUGUCCGUGAACGCCAUGUCCAUGAGCAUCGUGUCCAUGAGCGCCGUGUGCUUGAGCACCAUGCCCAUAAACAUUAUGUCUGUGAGCACUAUGUCCGUGAAUAUUAUGUCCGUGAGCAGCAUGACCGUGGAUUCUGUGUCCGUGAGCACCAUGAACACGAGCGCCGUUUACGUGAGCACCAUGCUCGUGAACACUAUGUCCGUUAGCACCAUGGCCGUGAAUAUUAUGUCCGUGAGCACCAUCGCCGUAAAUAUUAUGCCCGUGAGCACCAUGUCCAUGCACACCAUGUCUGUGAGCGACGUGCCUGUGAAGACCGUGUCUAUGAGAUCCAUGAUGUCUGUGAACGCCAUGGUCGUGAGACUCGUGUCUGUGGUGUCCUAAAUGACCAUGUUCUCUGUGGUGUCCGUGGUGACGAUGUCCGUGGUGGUCAUGUCCUCGAUGACCACGAUGAGCCAAAGCGCCGUGUGCAC
Owenia fusiformis is the source of this 1210-nucleotide messenger RNA. Lineage: Eukaryota; Metazoa; Annelida; Polychaeta; Sabellida; Oweniidae. The record is from the annotation of a GenBank genome assembly.